Messenger RNA from Nicotiana tabacum (common tobacco), 835 nucleotides. The record is from RefSeq and is a predicted model, not a curated record. Lineage: Eukaryota; Viridiplantae; Streptophyta; Magnoliopsida; Solanales; Solanaceae.
AAUGGAUCUUCUGUAUCUGUUGAAAAUGCUGGUCUUUUAGCACUAACACGUGUUGGCAGCCGAAGAGUUGUUCAGAUAUCUGCUGGGUUUAUGAUUUUCUUUUCAAUUCUUGGGAAAUUUGGAGCUGUCUUUGCUUCAAUUCCAGCACCCAUUGUAGGCGCUUUGUAUUGCCUUUUCUUCGCUUAUGUAGGGGUUGGAGGCUUAAGCUUCCUUCAGUUUUGCAAUCUUAAUAGUUUCCGUAACAAGUUUAUAUUGGGUUUCUCUAUCUUUCUGGGUUUGUCAGUACCACAGUACUUCAACGAGUACACUGUGAUUGCUGGUUAUGGACCUGUUCACACACAUGGACGAUGGUUCAACGACAUGGUCAAUGUACCUUUCUCAUCAGAAGCUUUUGUUGCUGGUAUCUUGGCUUAUUUCCUGGACAACACAAUGCACAAAAAGGAUAAUGCGAUAAAGAAAGACAGAGGCAAGCCCUGGUGGAACAAGUUCAAGUCCUUCAAGAGCGACACAAGAAGUGAGGAAUUCUAUUCCCUUCCUUUCAAUCUCAACAAGUAUUUCCCAUCUGUGUGAAUUGCGGACAUCAUAUGGAGACAAAAGGGUUCAUACACCAUAACACGCAAGUCCCUUCUCAAUGAAAAUCUUUAUUGGGGGCCUCACUGCUGCUACACGUAUUUUCUUUUAUAUGUACCCGGUUACAUGGAAAAAGAAAGUAUAAUUAGUCUGACCAUUUUGAAGAUGCUUAGUGAAUUUUUUUAUUGUUAUUUUUCUGCUGUAAAUUGAUGGAUAUGUAUGUGGAUUUUAGUAGUAAUAUAGCAAGUCUGGUGCUUUCUACUCU